Porites evermanni is the source of this 930-nucleotide messenger RNA. NCBI's taxonomy places the organism in Eukaryota, Metazoa, Cnidaria, Anthozoa, Scleractinia, Poritidae. The record is from the annotation of a GenBank genome assembly.
AUGAACAACACGAUCACUUGCUCUCUGCCCGACUUGAUUCGCUAUUCCUUUUUACAAGAGUUCUCAAAAAAUAUCUUCUUUUUUAUCUGUGUACUUGACGUCCUUGUGUUCUUGGCUGCUUCAAUUGGAAAUACGCUCACCUUGGUGGCACUACGAAGAAGCCAAUCAAUACAUCCUCCUUCCAAAGCUCUCUUCUGCAGUUUGGCAUUGUCAGAUCUUUGUGUUGGUUUAGUCGUUGUUCCUUUACACUUUGGCUUGAUGUUGGCAACCAUAGUCGAAGUUCCAUCUUUAUAUUGUGCGCUGGUAUCACCCACGACUGUGAUCGCUUUUGUUAUGGCGUCGGUUUCCCUCAUGACCACUACCGCAAUUGCUGUGGACAGAUAUCUCGCUUUUUUCCUUAAGCUUAGAUACAAAGACCUCGUACGUGUUAAUCGAGUUGUUUUGGUACUCGCUUUGGAGUGGCUUAUAGGAAUCUUAUGGGCAGGAUUGUGGGUCCAUAGCAGAAGUGCAAGUCACACGGUAGGAGCUCUUGCAAACUGCCUGUGUACCAUGACAAAUUUCGUCUGUUACUUGAAGAUCUUCUUUGGCUUAAAACAGCGCCGAACAUUUCCAAUUCCAGUUCAAAGCCAAUUUGAAUCAAAUCAGAUAAUGUACUUUAAUAUCCUUAUCUACAAAAAGUCCGCCAAGAGUAUGUUUAUAAUUUACAGCAUCAUGUUAUUUUGCUAUGUUCCAUAUUCUUUGGCACUGGCGUUGCAGUUUGCGUACGGUGUUAAUAGCUCUACCUUCUUUAUUCUUUCAAUUUCAUAUACCAUUAUACUGGUAAACUCUUCGCUAAAUCCUUUUGUUUAUUUUUGGCGAAUAAGAGAAAUAAGGGGGCAAGUGCUGGAAAUGUUUAAGAAACUCAAGUUGUAUGGACACAUUAACUCUUAA